Molecule: messenger RNA, 2381 nt
Organism: Pogona vitticeps (central bearded dragon)
Lineage: Eukaryota; Metazoa; Chordata; Lepidosauria; Squamata; Agamidae
Source: RefSeq, a predicted model, not a curated record
AUGUUCCAUGAAACUAUUCCUGUGGCCCUGGAUGGCAAGGAUGUGGUUGCCAUGGCGAGGACAGGGAGCGGAAAGACGGCCUGCUUCCUCAUCCCCAUGUUCGAGAAACUGAAGGCCCGUAGUGCCAAAACCGGGGCACGCGCCCUCAUCCUUUCACCCACCCGGGAGCUUGCUCUGCAGACCCUCAAGUUCACAAAGGAGCUUGGCCGGUUCACAGGUUUGAAAACAGCCCUGAUUCUGGGAGGAGACAAGAUGGAAGAGCAGUUUGCAGCUCUGCAUGAAAACCCUGAUAUAAUCAUCGCCACUCCUGGCCGGCUGGUGCACGUUGCAGUGGAGAUGAAGCUGAAGCUGCAGAGCGUGGAAUACGUGGUCUUUGAUGAAGCCGACAGGCUUUUCGAGAUGGGCUUUGCCGAGCAGCUGAAAGAGAUCCUCGCCAGGCUGCCCGAGAACCGCCAGACGCUGCUCUUCUCGGCCACUUUGCCGAAGCUCCUUGUGGAAUUUGCCCGAGCAGGGCUUACGGAGCCUGUGUUGAUCCGUCUGGAUGUGGAGUCCAAGCUGAGUGAGCAGCUCAAGCUUUCCUUCUAUCACGUGCGUCCGGAUGACAAGCCGGCUCUCCUGCUGUAUCUACUGAGGACGGUGGUCAAGCCCCAGGAGCAGACGAUCGUGUUUGUAGCCACCAAACAUCACGCAGAGUACCUGAAAGAGCUGUUGCUAGCACAGGGUGUGAACUGCACCCACGUCUACAGCUCCCUGGACCAAACGGCUCGCAAGAUCAACAUCGGCAAGUUUACGCACGGGAAGAGCUCGGUCCUGAUCGUCACCGACUUGGCCGCCCGUGGUAUCGACAUCCCCUUGUUGGAUAACGUCAUCAACUACAGCUUUCCUGCCAAGCCGAAGCUGUUCCUCCACCGCGUGGGCAGAGUGGCUCGGGCCGGGCGGAGCGGUACCGCUUACUCCCUUGUUGCACCAGACGAGACCCCUUAUCUUUUUGACUUGCAUCUGUUCCUGGGCCGUCCUCUCAUUCUUGCCAGUCUCCAUGAAAAGCCCACAGACACAGACGGCGUCUUCGGCCGCGUGCCCCAGAGCGUCCUUGACGACGAGGAGAGCCUCCUGCAGACGGACCACGAGCGCUCGGAGGAGCUGCAGAACCUGCGCCGCAUCUCCGAAAACGCCCAGAAGCAGUACCAGAAAUCCCGUCCGGGGCCAUCCCCCGAGUCCAUCAAGAGGGUCAAGGAGAUGGACUUCACCCAGCUGGGCAUCCACCCUUUGUUCAGUUUGCGCUUCGAGGAUGAGGAGAUGGAGCGGCUGAAGUUUGUGGACAGCAUUAAAACAUACCGUUCCAAAGCUACCAUCUUUGAAAUCAAUGCCACCAACAAGACUUUGGCCAGCGACGUCAUGCGAGCCAAACGUCUUCGCGACCGGGUGUUAAUUGACCGACACCAAAGGAAGCAGCAGGAAAAAUUGUCCUUGGCGGCCGCCAAGGCCCCAAUCCCGGCUGCACGGCCUGCUGCUACAGAAGAGGUGGAGGCGGAAGAGCAUAUUCAGGAUGUCUUCUCCAGCAUCGUAGGAGGGAAACGGAAACAAGCCCCAGCAGGGGAAAACACUGGCAAGAAGAGGAGGAAGGUCUCAGUGGAGCAGGACAAAGAUUUCUACAUCCCCUACCGGCCCAAGGAUUUUGACUCCGAGCGGGGACUCUGCAUCGGUGGGGAAGGCAGCGCUUUUGAGCAGCAAGCCUCGGGAGCCGUCCUCGAUCUGAUGGGCGAUGAGAAUCAGAGCAUGAACAAGAACAAACAGCUCCUGAAAUGGGACCGGAAAAAGAAGCGGUUCGUGGGCCAGACGGGCCAAGAAGACAAGAAGAAGAUCCGCACAGAGAGCGGCGCCUACAUCAGUAGCUCCUAUAAAAGCAACCUCUACGAGAAAUGGAAAAAACGGAACCGGAUCGACGAGCAGGACUCUGAUUUGGAGACCGAAGGGGAGCCAAGCGUGGGGAAGAAAAGGCGAGGCAGAGGUAACCCCCCAGGGCCAUCCGCGAAAGGCGGCCGCGGACCCCAGCCGGGCAGAGUCCGCUCCGAGCUGAAGACCAAGCAGCAGAUCUUCAAGGAGAGGAAGAAGAGGGCCAAGCAGCGCUUCCUGCAGAGCGGAGGGCUGAAGCGGCUCAAGGGCCGCGGCCGGCAACGUCUCCAGGAGCUGCGCCAGUCGGCCUUCGGGCGGGGAACCGUCAAGAAAGGCAAAAUGAAGAAGAGGAUGUAGGCGGGGACUCGCCGUGGCUGCCCGUCUCCAGGACCCGCCGGUCUGCUAAUGGUCUAUGCAAACUCUGGGUUUGGAGGGAAAGAAUAAAACAUUUUCUAACCCUUGCAUUAAAGAUAACCGCCUCUGGGAGA